Messenger RNA from Oncorhynchus keta (chum salmon), 2047 nucleotides. RefSeq names its product coiled-coil domain-containing protein 126-like. The record is from RefSeq and is a predicted model, not a curated record. Bases 871 to 1344 code for a protein of 157 amino acids. NCBI's taxonomy places the organism in Eukaryota, Metazoa, Chordata, Actinopteri, Salmoniformes, Salmonidae. The transcript is spliced from 5 exons.
CUCAUUGACCAAAACACUUGCAUGCAUGUUUAUGAGCAAUAUAUUUCCCACAAAUCCCUACGGCAAACAGUGAGUCGUAAUGACGCAAAACACAGCACGAGGAGAAACCGGCUGAACUCGCGAACAAAUAAAAAAUAAAUCCUAGACAUGCAAACAAUUAUACAAUGCAAGUUUUACUUCCGAAUUGCCGAUUUGUUUCAAUUACAUUACUUAUGAAGAUUAUUGAAUAGUUAGAAACCGUACUAGCAGAAUUUCGGUAUCUGCCCUGUGCACUCAUCUGUUCUCGGUUUUGGAAUGGGAUUGCAGACUGACGUUUUGAACAGCAGAGUGACUCAAACGAACAAAUCCAGGACUUGUGUGAGGGCCUUUUCCUGCUCCAGGACUCUCUCCAUCAUCGGCAGGAAAAUGUGCUGACCACUUUCUUGCACACUCCUGUGGAAACCGGAGGUUCAUUUUGGACACUCUUCUCUAAAAAAUAAAAAGAUCCUCCCUUUCCGAAUGACUCAGGCGGCUAUGUAUGUGUUUGGGUCCCAUGGUUGACUGCCAGGUUUGGGCCCCAUGAUUGGCUGCUAGGUUUGUAAAGUGUUCUACUCCUCCAAACCCAACCCAAUCCCUAUAUCCCCCAGUCCUAACCCCUUAGCCCUGUGUCAUUAUUUUGCCUGACUAGCCCGAGCUCCACACGCUACUAGCCCCAAACCCUUAGCCCUUUGCCUCCAGAUCCCUCUCAUUUCUUUCCUAACACCUGCCACCUCCAGACCCAGUACCAGCCCAAAGCCCCUCUCCCCAACCCUGUUCUUCCAGUCCCACCCUCUGUUCCCCCAGACCCCUACCCCUCUCCCCUGGCCCAGCCCCACAUCCAGCCCCAGUACCAUGCUGGGGAGGAACAUGUCCCAGAAGCUGAGCGUGCUGCUGAUCAUCAUGGGGCUGGCGUGGGGGCUCAUGUUGCUGCUCUACACCGGGCAGCAGCAACACCACCAGAGCAGUGGCGAGCUGCAUCAACAGAUCCUGGAGCUGAGCCGGCGCUAUGUCAAGGUGCUAACCGAGGAGAACCAGAAUGCACCGGGAGGACCGCAGGGCACCUCCAUGGCUGGUUACGCUGAUCUGAAGAGGACCAUAGCGGUGUUGUUGGAUGACAUCCUGACGCGCCUGGUCAAGCUGGAGGGGAAGAUUGAACUGGUGGCCAACACUUCAGUCACUAACUCCUCCCAUCUUGCUGUGGGUGCCUUGGCCUCAGCUCCAGUUGCCUUACACAAAGCCACCAAGGAGGACACGCCAGGCAACCACCACCUGGAAACCGCUCGCAUCCCUCCAUACACACCCAGCAGACCUCGGCCAGGGGUAUAGUAGGGCCUGAGGCCCUGUUACAAGUGCAUCCUUUCUUCCUCAGUUGGUCACUGAUCUAAUAAGGUCGGUAGGGUGGUAACUCUCAUUUCACUUGUUUAUUAAUUUACAGAUCAGUGAUUAUCUCAAGGGAGCAAGGAAAGAUAUAUAUAUAUAUAUAUAUAUAUUCCAGAUCAUUUAAACCUAACCCUGAGAAAGGACUGACUGCCUGUUCAUUUCCAAUAACUACAUGGCUGAUUUCCAUUUUUAUACGAAGACAUUUUAGUCCAUGACUGAAAGUAUUAAAAAAGGUGCUAUUUUAGCUUCCCUUUUUUAAUGGUUUCAUCAUGGAUGGGUCUACAAACUGCGGAUGUCUUUGAGGAUGUCUGUGGGCAACAACAUAGCAUCAACAAUAGUAGAGGAAAUAGACAAACUUCUAUACUCUGUAGUGUCUUCAAGGAAGCUGAUGAUGCUGAAUGUGAAUGGCACUCCCACCCGGAUAUGACUUACCUCGGACAUACUGCCUGCGGACUUGCAAUACUGCUUCUAAUCCCAUCCAUAUCAGAAUGCUGAACUGUAAAAUGUUCUCAUGGUAGUUUGGGAUAUAUUUUGUAGUUUACCGCAGCUCCUGGUGUGUGUGUGUUUGAAAUGAAAUAAAACAUUUAAAUAAUAAUAAUUUAGCCGUUGUACAGUAGACUUCAAAAGGAUAAAGUGAUGAUCCAAAGAA